Messenger RNA from Setaria italica (foxtail millet), 1973 nucleotides. RefSeq names its product serine carboxypeptidase-like 51. Gene Ontology annotation, biological process: proteolysis. Bases 403 to 1767 code for a protein of 454 amino acids. The record is from RefSeq and is a predicted model, not a curated record. Lineage: Eukaryota; Viridiplantae; Streptophyta; Magnoliopsida; Poales; Poaceae. Gene Ontology annotation, molecular function: serine-type carboxypeptidase activity. The transcript has 13 exons.
CUCAAGCUAGCCCUACUGCGACCACUACAGUACUAGUACACCACUCACAGCCUUGUGCUGCCGCCACUCCCAACUCCCAUUCCUAGCGUAGCUCCCCUUCUUCUUCUCCAUCCUGGCUUUUCCUCCUCCUCCUCCAUUUUCUUUCCCCUUUUCCUCAGACCCUCUUUUCCAGUUUGUGCUGUCGUCUGCUGUGCUCUCUGCCUCCAGCUUUAAUUUCUCUCUUGCACCUCCAAAACUCCUUUCCCCUCAUUUCCCAGCUCCUUCCUGUCGGUGCCGCGUCGUCUUCGCGCUGCUGAUCACGCCGGGCCGGGCAUCAUUCCUGCGCUCAAGUGCCUGCACCCUCUUCGUCCUCACGCUGCAAUCCUACGCAGGGAGAGCACAGCCUUCAUUCGCUGCUCUUCGAUGGAUACGCGUGCCGUGGUUCUUUUGUGCCUCCUCUGCGUUCUGUUUCCCAGCGGGGCUGAUGCCAUCUCCACUGGAACCCCCGACGGAAGCGAGCGUUGGGGCUACGUGGAGACCCGGCCAAAUGUGAAAAUGUUCUGGUUGUGGUAUAGGAGCCCGCAGAGGGUCUCCACGCCGGCGAGACCAUGGCCUACUGUUCUUUGGCUACAAGGCGGCCCGGGAGGGUCUGGCGUCGGCCACGGCAACUUCCUGGAGAUCGGGCCACUGGACGUCAACUUGCAGCCGCGCCAGUGGACAUGGCUCAAGGUUGCCGACCUCAUCUUCGUAGACGCUCCGGUGGGCGUUGGGUACAGCUACACGGAGAACCCUAGCGCGCUGGUGAGGACGGACUCGCAAGCUGUCAAGGACUUGGCCGUCAUUGUCGAAUCGCUCCUCAACGAUGAGCUGCCCGCACUGGAGCACAGCCCUAUGUACAUUGUUGGCGAGUCCUACGGUGGCAAGCACGCCGCUAUGCUCGGCGUCUCUCUGUCAAGGGCCAUCCGCGCGGGCACGCUCAAGCUCACGCUUGGUGGUGUUCUGCUUGGGGAUUCCUGGAUCUCACCAGCUGACUUCUCGCUCUCAUAUGCACAGCUACUGCAUUACGUGUCGAGGCUCAACGACAACGCUGUCGCAGAUGUCAACAAAAUGGCUGUAAUGGUAAAGGAGCAGAUGUUAGCAGGGCAGUAUGCCACAGCGCGCCAAACAUUUACUGAUCAACUGGAUUUGAUAGACUCCCAGACUGACAGCGUGAAUAUGAACAACUUCUUGCUUGACGCUGGCAUGAACCUGGUGUUGACAGACAGCAAUUUAAAGACAAACUCGUCAUCAAACAGAACCACCGAGGAGUCUGGGUCCGCCCCUAACAACACUAUUGAUGGCGACAUGAAUGGUCCUAUCAAGAAAAUGUUCAAGCUCAUCCCCAAGGGUCUCUUCUGGCAAGAGGCGUCAAUUGACGUAUACGAUGCGCUGGUCAAUGACUUCAUGAAGCCAGCAAUUGAACAGGUUGAUGAGUUGCUCUCGCAUGGUGUGAACGUGACAGUGUACCAAGGCCAGCUGGAUGUGAUAUGCUCAACAAUUGGUGCUGAAGCAUGGGUGCGAAAACUCAAAUGGUCUGGUCUGAGGGACUUCUUGAGCCUGCGCAGGAAGCCACUGCAUUUCUGUGACUCCGCCAUAUACUGUUCCAAAGAAAUUAAGGCCUAUGUUAGGUCGUACAAGAACUUCGAGUUCUACUGGAUUCUUGAAGCUGGCCACAUGGUGCCGGUUGACCAACCUUAUACUGCGUUCCGAAUGAUUGCUAGGGUCACACAGUCUGCAGGCAUAAUCUAGAUAAUCUUCCAUGUAACACGGAUGGCAAUUAGAGCAAACCCACUGUGAGGACAAAAAUUUAGAAUGUGAGAGCUACUAUGCCGUUCAUGGAGCUUAACUCCAGUUCAAAUUAGUGAUGUACUUGACGAUAACAUGUAUUCGCAGGAAAGUUCUUGCACAACCCAAGUAGACUCUUGGUCCAAUUAAUAGACAUAUAGGAUGCAAAA